Molecule: messenger RNA, 4399 nt
Organism: Corythoichthys intestinalis (scribbled pipefish)
Lineage: Eukaryota; Metazoa; Chordata; Actinopteri; Syngnathiformes; Syngnathidae
Gene: capn10
Product: calpain 10
Exons: 14
Coding region: 1167-3200 (677 amino acids)
Biological process (GO): proteolysis
Cellular component (GO): cytoplasm
Molecular function (GO): calcium-dependent cysteine-type endopeptidase activity
Source: RefSeq, a predicted model, not a curated record
GAUUUAACAACAUUGAAAACAGAUACAUAUAAGACAUGUUUUUCCCCCCAAAGUAUAAUUAAAAAAGAAAAAAAAAACUUUUGAUGAAUGGUUUGAUAUAUAAAAGAAAAUGAAUAUUAUUACAUGUAUAGAUGCAUAUAUCUUUACAUUUUUAAAUAAAAUACUGGCUUAUUAUUUUUAUUAAUUAAAAAAAUUACGCGAUGGAUUGAGGCCGCAAUGUUUGAAGCGCGAUAUAGCAACGGAUCACUGUAUCUCAUUUUUAUCAUUAUUAUUACAUUUGCAGUGCUUAAAAUCAUUUAUUAAAAAAUAUAAAAACAAUAUAAGGUUUUGUUUGUUUUUUAUUAUAAUUUGGGGAGAAAAUUGAGAAAAAACAUGUCUUAUGUUAUAUGUAUCGCUUUCCAAUGCAGUUAAAUCUGAAUCGAUGCAAAUUCGCCUCUACCGCGUGGAUUUUCGACUUUCGCGGGGUGGGGGGUCCCCAUUAACCGCGAAAAACGAGGGAUCACUAUACGACUUGAGGCAGCAUUCACGUGCAAUCUUCGACUCGACAGCUGGUACAGUAUUUCCUAUAAUUACGACACCAUAUGAAGGCAGCAUUCAACUCUAUUGCCGUCAAUGGUAGUAAAAGACCCAAUAACAAAAAAACUGAAAGGACGACACAAGCAGUACUUUAUAAAAUUGACACCAAAAUAUAAUCUGGAAAUUUGACAGAUCUUGUGUAUAAUUUAAAGUUGACGGUACAGUUCGAUUUGCGUACAUAUUUUGAAGUUAGAAUGUCAUUGUAAAGCGACGCUUUUAUCAAUCAUAAAAGUUCAGUCACUCUCUGUAUGGCCAUCAGGUGGCAGUAGUAGCUAAUAUCACAGGAAGGAUGCACUGUCAACCGCACUGUCUGACCGGAAGUGAUUUUAUUCUCACACUUUUUUGUCCUCAUACAACGAUGUGACUACUGUCCUAUUAAAAAUACCGCGUUAGGGGUAUUAAUUUAUGAUAUGAAGGUCUCUUUAAUUGAUAAGAUGAAUUCAUGUGGAGAUGCUUUACCAUCUUCAACCAAAAUGCUAACGCUAGCAAGCUGUAACGAAAUGACGAGGAGGAAAAGAUGCUCGAAACAGGAAAGUCAAUAAUGGUGGUCACAGCUGGCUGACAGUGUUCAGCCAACAGCAGGUUAGACAAUGAAGUCCAGCGAAAAGAUGGACUGUGGUUGCAGCGCUCUCUUUGAGGACCCGGAUUUCCCUUCGGAUGACUCAUCCCUUUUCCUUGAUGGAUCCACACCCAUCUCCAGACUGCAGGACCAAAUCACUUGGUUACGACCACAGGAGAUCUGCCAGACACCAGUUUUCUUCUCUGACAACAUCAACUUGAGUCAUGCCAAACAAGGAUUGCUGGGAGACUGUUGGUUUCUGUGUGCCUGCGCUGUCCUCCUCAAGAACAAGCACCUCAUGGACAAGGUCUUUCCUCCUGACCAACCCUUGUGGGGUGACAGCAAGUACAGAGGCUCCUUUCACUUUCACUUUUGGGUGAAGGGACACUGGAUAGAGGUGAUCAUUGAUGACAGGCUGCCUUGUGUUGAUUCGGCUCUCUGCUUCUCACACUGCCAUGCACCCUCUGCCUUCUGGGUGGCUCUUCUAGAGAAGGCAUAUGCCAAACUUCACGGUUCAUACGAGCAGCUGUGGGCCGGGCAGGUGUCCGAGGCCUUGGUAGACCUGACUGGGGGUCUUGCAGAAUCCUGGAGCUUGUCCGACUUCGGUUCCGAGGACAAACUGGACACACCAGAGGAGAACUAUAAGCAGAGGAGGAGGAAAAGGCUAGAUCUGGACACGAUAUAUCCAUUAAGAACCACUUGUGCACUCAGUUGCUCCACUCAAAGCAUCCCGGGUGGAGGAAGCGAGCCUGAUCAACACCAUUCCAUGACUGUGAUGGAGUGGCUAGAAGUGAAGACAGUGGGAGGAAGUAGAGUACGACUGUUCAGGAUCAGAAACCCAUGGGGGAGGUGCUGCUGGGGUGGAACCUGGACAGAAGGUGGCGCAGGAUGGCGUUCACUCGAUCCGGCCGAUGCUUCGGAUCUCCAAGCCAGGGCGGCGCAGGGUGACUUCUGGUUGGAUGAGACUGAAUUCCUGUCCCGGUUUGAUGAUGUCACACUAAGCUACCCAAUCAAUGAGGAGGGGCAUCUACAAAGUAUCUACACUGGAAACCUGCUACCUCAUUGCUGUCAUAUCGCCGGACGCUGGGUCAAAGGCCUCUCCUCCGGUGGAAGUCGAAACAGCACUAGCUACAGCAGCAACCCGAAGCUCUGGCUCAAGAUGUCUGAGAAAGGCGAGGUCCUCGUAUCGCUCCUGCAGCACAGGAAGUGGCGACCGUAUUCGGACGGGCCCCUCAAGGACGACACGAGGCACCAGCGCCACCAGGCCAUUGGGUUACACAUGUGGAAGGUUGAGAAAAAACGUUUUAAUCUGAGCCGAACUUUGAACAAACCGCCAUGUGCUUCUACUCACUGCCACGCACACCAGAGGGAGGUGGUGCUCCAUGGACAGCUGGAACCGGGACACUACCUCAUGCUCCCCAGUAUCUACCAGCCAGGAGCAGAGGCCCGCUUCCUCAUCAGGGUCUUCUCCUCCUCUUCUUCGUCCCUCAGUGCCCUGAGAAGCCCAGCACCCCUCCUGCCUUUAAAUCCAGACGGAGAGUGGGAGACAAGUCACCUCCGGGGCUCGUGGGUCGAAAGAAGCUCCGCCGGAGGAAGCAGGAACUUCCCCUCGCACGGGCAGAACCCUUGCUUUCGUUUUACGGUUUGUGACGAGCCAGUUAAGCCAAGUCUCAACGUCAAGGUUACCCUGCGACAGAGCCGAACCGACAGCGAUCUGUUCCCCAUUGGCUUUCAUAUAUACAAGAUACCAGCCGGGGAGCAAAAUCAUUCCGUCCCCAGUGAGGACCCCGUUGCCAGUUGCGUUCCCCACUGCUAUACUCAGGAUGUCAGCUUGUCCUGCUCCCUACCUCUCGGAGCUUACCUCGUCGUACCGUCCACAUACCAGCCUGACUGUGCCGGCGACUUCACCAUCAGCCUUUCCCGGAGAAUAAACAGGAUAGUUGUGAAAAGCCAAGAGAAGCUGGGAAGAGUCAUUCAAGAGAUAAAUUUGCAUCUGAUGGAGGACCAACUUCAUGAAGGUCGAGAGUUCCUAUUUGAUCUUUUUGGGUGUCUCACAUCUCUCUGAUGCAAAGCUAACUACCGCUUCUGCUUCUCUGAAGUGGGCCGCACAAUUAAAGGACUCGCCCUCCCUAGAGACUUGUGUGUGCACAUGUACAGCUACAGUAUGUAUGAACACUGUUACUUAGUGAGAAUAUGUGCAUUAGUGGAGUUGGAGGGGAGGGGGUCUCCUUCAUCCCAACAUGCAGUGGCCCUCAUUGGCCAUUAAGACAUCAGAGGUUGUCGGUGGGCUGGGCUGCUAAUGAACUAUGACGGGACUGGGUGGUGUAAACAAACAGCCACCAUUGAAGAAAGCCGCCACCGCUGUUGCUCAUUCAGUCACUGAUGCGUCCGCCGGACCGGAACAAAGGAUCCUCUCAUGAAGGUCCUCACAGAAGCGCUGCGGGCAAGGGGUGAGGGGUUGGUCUGCAACCACUGAGCCAACCAAACGGCACCGCGACACAACCGUGCCAUACCGAGCCAGAGUUGUCUACUAGUUCCAUGUCACACUCCUGUAGCUUCCACUGUUGCUUUGGUUAAUAUCAAAGGUUAUUUAUUGCCUUUAUCCUAUCCCAAUUCUUAUAAAUUAGUCAACCAACAAACAAAGAGCACUAUAUCCCUUGAAACACUACGUCGACAAUUACAAAGCAACAUGUAGUAUGGAUGGUUUUGUAACGUUUGCAUAAAUGUAAAGUACUGUCUGUUGAAGAACAAUACAGUGAUGUCUUGGUAUUCAAGUGAGCCAAUUUACACUUCCAUUUUUGCGGGGGACACCAGCCUUGUUGGAUUAACUGCUAAUCAUAUGUAUUUCCGGGCGCAAACAUUAUAGUUCCUGAAUCCUCCUGUCCAAUCCACAAACAGACAAUAAUCCCAAACACACCCUUCUUCCUGCCCACGGCCCGCCCCGCGAGAGACUUCAAAAGACUGAAUGUUUAACGAAGUGUUGUCAAUUUUCUCGGAACGUUUUGUUGACUUAUGAUAUGGUGACCUUGGAACGAGCUUGCCUCCCCGCCUCAGUGUUUCUGUUUCGCCUUGUCGUUUUGAUCUCUGUUGACCUGAAUAAAUUUUAAACUUGUUUUCAGUGAGCCUUCUUUAAACAUUUCAAAAUGGAGUCAGUACAAAGGGUUAAGACUAGGGCUGUCAAACGAUUAAAAAUUUUUAAUUGAGUUAAUCACAGUUUAAAAAUUAAUUAAUCGUGAUUAAUCGCAAUUCAAACCAUCUCUAAAA